AUGGGAUCUAUCCUCGCUACUCGGUGCCGUAAUCUCCCAGACCCAUCAGUCACCUGCCUCGAUAAUGAGAUUGAUAAAGGAAAGGAUCAACGCACAUACUUCCAUAAAGUGUCUUUUAUCUCUGACCUUCCUGUUGGUGGCAUUCUACUCAUCCCCCUCCUCUCCCCGCUUGCUGGUAAUCCAAUGCAGCGUGCUACUUGUACCGGCCUACGAAUCAGGUCACCCUCUGACGCUCGGGUGAUAUUCCACGCCGUCUUGAUGAAUAUCUUGCCAAUGGUCACUCGACGGCUGGACACUGAAGAGCGUGCUUUGAUCACUCCCGGAUCGGUAUAUGUUUGGGAAGAGCGGGGACCGCAUGCAGAGCUGACUGGGGUUGGUAUAGAACGCUGGACGGAUGGCAUUCGAUGGGGCCCCUCCCGCGUCAGAGAGGGUUUCUUAUUCUACCAUGAAAAACAAGAUCACCACAACCUCUACUCCGACUCUGUUUAUGACCCCCACAAUGUUUCGGCCCGUCGUAGGGACUCUUCUUGGGCGAUCCUGAUUAAACAGACAUAUACAGUAUUCGUUGAAACCCCGCAAGGGCAGCGGAAAUGGCACCUGAUUGCUUACUUCACCGAAGAGUCUCUCGAGCACCUUCAAUGUGUCGACGAUCUACCGCAUCUCGCAUCCCUUCCCGUCCCUCAUGGACGGUACAAGAGUGCAAGGUCCUCGAAAGGCAGACCAGAAUACAUCUUUAGUGGAGAUCAACAACCUAGUGGCUCAAUCUCACCUAUCGAAUACAUUUCCUAUGCACCAGAUAGAUCGUCGUCACCAUCGUCGUCCUCGAGGGAGUCACCUAAUUCACCAAAAUGGCACGAUAGGGAACAGGCGCAUGGCGGAUAUCCAUUGGGCCUUUUCCCCCCUCCUAGCCCGCAGAGUCCGGCGCACGGACAUGAUCGACGGGUUCAUCGCGGAGCAGAAAACUUGGCGCCAUUAGUGUAUUUACAGGCAAUAUCACCCCCGCGACGAUACCCUGAGGAUGAGAAGACUUUGAAACUCCUUGCAUCCGGUCCGAGAACUCAGACAACUAUUCUUUAGAACGCCCGUUCCUGGGGCUGGCAUCCGGCGAAUAUUUAUCUAGUGGUAUUUAUUGUAUCGCGCACUGUAUUCGUAUGAUCAUUUUUCUAGACUGUUCUGCACUGACGUACGUAUCAUUUGUACUUUAUUCGUAUACCCGAAAUCAGACUGCCGUGAAC
This is a messenger RNA of Marasmius oreades (fairy-ring Marasmius), 1235 nucleotides long. RefSeq lists its product as uncharacterized. The record is from RefSeq and is a predicted model, not a curated record. Gene Ontology annotation, molecular function: DNA binding. The coding region runs from base 1 to 1077 and encodes 358 amino acids. Lineage: Eukaryota; Fungi; Basidiomycota; Agaricomycetes; Agaricales; Marasmiaceae. The transcript has 6 exons.